AUGAGACGAGACGAGACGAGACGAGACAAGACGAGUCGAGUCGAGGUUAGGCGAAAGGAUGUACGGCUAGUUAGGAGAGACGGCGGAGAGACGGUCGAGUCAGGAUCUGGCGAAAGAGUAGAGGUAGAGGGGAACGAUGCGAAUGAACAUGAAGGCGAGGUUCCACGAACGUCACGAGUUUUGGCUAUCGUCGAACAGCUGCAGCAGAAUGAAAGAAGAAGCCGAACGGAAACCAGACGCUGUAACGCACACUCAGAAACGUUCUUCUCUCCCCUAGAAGUUGUUCGUGGCAGGUCGACCGGUUCUGCUCUAAUUGCAUUUCCCGCGAGUACUCGGAACCCUUCGUGCUUCCGUUGUGGU
This is a messenger RNA of Heterotrigona itama, 360 nucleotides long. Lineage: Eukaryota; Metazoa; Arthropoda; Insecta; Hymenoptera; Apidae. The record is from the annotation of a GenBank genome assembly.